AUGUCUGGAACCACGCAACUUCGACCGACGUACCAUGGUUACGUCCGCGAUACUACCGAUGCCCUGAUCAUUUUUGAAGCAUGUCUCGCUGGCCAACUGCUUCAUGUUCCUCGUCGACCACAUGACCGUGAGCGUCAAAAUGUCAUUAAAAGUGGUAGUAUCUUCGUUUACGAAGAGCAUGCUUCGGGAAUCAAGCGCUGGACCGACAGCAUUACAUGGAGCCCUAGUCGCAUCAUGGGGAACUAUCUCGUCUACCGCCAGCUUGAAAAGCCCUUCGCACCCGGAGAAAAGAAGCGCGCUAAGGGAAAGGGCGGCAAGUCAACCACGCAAUCUGGAGGCAUCUCGAAACCACGACAACGGAACGCUCUCCCUUUCCAACAAGGCCUGGAACAUGGUAAUGAGUACCCUUCUGUGCCUAGUGAUGAGGACCGCCAGCUGGUCGGUUCGCUUGUCGACUCGUACGACUUCAAGGAACAAGGACUGGUCAAGAAGACUAUCAGCAUCACCUACAAUGGCGUGCCCCACCAUCUCAUCAGCUACUAUACGGUGGAGGACGUCAAGGCAGGUCUCUUGACUAGUCCCGCGGACGACCAAGGACUCCGCGGCGUUGUUCCUCGCGCCGAGCUCACGAAUGGCCAGAAUUUCCGCGCCCCGAUCGAGGAAUCAAUAGGCGGCGCCUAUAUGCCAGGCAUGAGGCAUUCCGCUGCACCAGCCACAGAUGCACCAGCCGCAGAUGCACCAGCCGCAGAUGCAUCAGCCACAGGUACAUCAGCCGUUGGCACAUCAGCCACAAGUGCAUCAGCCGUUGGCACAUCAGCCACAAGUGCAUCAGCCAUUGGCACAUCAGCCACAAGUGCAUCAGCAAUACGUGCAACAGCCACAAGCGCAUCAGCCAUACAUGCACCAGCCACAGGUGCACCUAAAUGGUUACCAGCCGUCCUAUGA
Fusarium musae is the source of this 945-nucleotide messenger RNA. It is a transcript of the gene SGE1, whose product is annotated as multidrug transporter. Gene Ontology annotation, molecular function: DNA binding. The record is from RefSeq and is a predicted model, not a curated record. The transcript is spliced from 2 exons. Lineage: Eukaryota; Fungi; Ascomycota; Sordariomycetes; Hypocreales; Nectriaceae. Bases 1 to 945 code for a protein of 314 amino acids.